CUUUGACAACACAGUUUCAAAACAUACCAAAAAGCAAUAUGUGCAAAUCUUACGCCAUUUUCGGUCUUCUCUUCAUUGCCGCCGCUGCAAGUGCUGGUCUUAUUGAAACUCAUCAUGUAGUGGAACCAGUCGUAGCUAAGGUUGGUGCCGUUGUACAUAGUGCGCCAUCUGCUGUCUCUCACCAAAGUUUCACACGUGUACACAACAAAGCUGUCGUAGAAUCUGUUGUUGCUCCAAUUGUAAAAACCACUGUUCAUGCUGCACCAAUUGUACCAGUUGUAAAGACUGUGGAACCAAUUGUUCACUCUGUACAUGCUGCUCCAGUCGUUCCAGUAGUCAAAACUAUUACUCCAGUUGUACAUUCAGUACAUGCUGCACCAGUUGUACACUCAGUGCAUGCUGCACCAGUUGUACACUCAGUGCAUGCUGCACCAGUCGUACAUUCAGUCCAUGCUGCACCAGUCGUACACUCAGUUCAUGCUGCUCCAAUUGUUCCAGUAGUCAAAACCUUAGAACCAGUAGUACCUGUAGUAAAAACAAUUGCACCCGUUGUACACUCAGUACAUGCUGCACCCGUUGUACACUCAGUACAUGCUGCACCCGUUGUACACUCAGUUCCAGUUGUUCACUCAGCACCUUUAGUGAAAACUCUUGUACCAACUGCCCAUAUUGUCCACCAUUAAUGUAUCUACGCUUAUGAUAUGAACCGAUCCA
Molecule: messenger RNA, 714 nt
Organism: Teleopsis dalmanni
Lineage: Eukaryota; Metazoa; Arthropoda; Insecta; Diptera; Diopsidae
Product: A-kinase anchor protein 14-like
Exons: 2
Coding region: 39-683 (214 amino acids)
Source: RefSeq, a predicted model, not a curated record